Messenger RNA from Carassius auratus (goldfish), 3037 nucleotides. RefSeq names its product gap junction beta-7 protein. Lineage: Eukaryota; Metazoa; Chordata; Actinopteri; Cypriniformes; Cyprinidae. The transcript is spliced from 2 exons. Gene Ontology annotation, molecular function: gap junction channel activity. The record is from RefSeq and is a predicted model, not a curated record. Bases 1281 to 2054 code for a protein of 257 amino acids. Gene Ontology annotation, biological process: cell-cell signaling. Gene Ontology annotation, cellular component: connexin complex.
UUUAUUGAUCCUUCUGUUUUUCACCAGUACUGUGUUCCUCACACAUCAAAUGAUUGAGUGAAGCAUCAUGCUCAUCUCUAAUUUAAAGGAAACGGACAAAAUAGCAUUGUCUAUGUUUAAAGCCCCAGUAAACUGGUUUAUUGUCCUGAUAAUAUUAGAUAUAUUUCAUCACCUGGUGUGUUUAUGCGCGUGCUGUUCAGUGAAUCAGGCAAGGUUUAUUCCUCAUGUUUAUACCUUGACUAUUGUUUAUCACCAAAAUCUGGCCAUUUUGUGCUGCAGUUUUCAUUAAUAUAUAUGGGCUGUUGUUCUUUUUCUUAUCAAUUGUUUGUCUGCUUGUGGAUUGAUGAGUUGAUUAUUGCAUUUCUCAAGAGGUUUGUCAUAAAUCUGAACAUAAAUGAGCGAUGUACAUCAGUGUUUCUAAACAGGGACUGAUGACAUCUCUGAGGAGCGUGAAGAAAGAUUAUAAAAACAACCAUGAUUCUCUCUAGAACAAUGCACACUGAUGAAUCAAUCACAAUAAAAACAGGAACAUAAAAUUAAGAGAGUAAACCAAUUAUUAUUAUUAUUCUUUUUAACACCUGUGGUAAUACUAAAUGGAGGCGUUUAACAGCAGACUGUGUGGUUUUCUCAGCUGGUAACGCUAUCAGUGCCACUGAUCUCAUCAGUAAUUCAUGCACAAACAGCCUGCGUUUGUCAUUAAAACUGCACACAUAACCUGUUGGGUUACACACAUCUACAGGUUUACUUGCAUUUGUCUGCAAUAACCCUCACUAAUCUGCAUCAGUGCUACAGUCAAAGACAAACCCACAGCACAUGUACAGAAAGUUAUAUCAGAAUCUGAUUCUCCAGACAUGAGGUUUUCCAUGAAAGCUGAACAUGCAGAGUGACAGCAUUGUGUGAGGGUUUGUGUUUGCUGUUCAUCCGAGCGAGGAGAGAUCCAUGACCAUGGAGACUGAUCGCGUCUGAAGGGCACGAGUGGGUGCGUCAGAGCCGUUUCCGCUGAACUCGACCCGCAUGACUGUUUAUACUGCUAACACUAACAGGUUAUGAGGCUCACAACAUCUCACGCAUUCGUCCUCUCUCAGCCGGUUCAGAGCAGAGCGCUUCCAUUGACAUAAGAGUCCUCCAUAGUAACCAAACAGGUGUGGCACUUACACCAGGUGUGUUUGACUAUCAAAUAACAGAGAAGCUGCUCUCGGUGCAUUUCCAGUCUGUCAGCAGCAGCCGAAGACCACGCCGAGCAGAAGAGAAUCAGACUGCAUGAAAGCAGCCGAUGAAACAUGAACUGGGGGUUCCUGGAGAAUGUGUUGAGCGGGGUGAACAAGUACUCGACUGUGGUGGGACGGGUCUGGCUCUCCAUCCUCUUCGUCUUCCGCAUCCUGGUGUACGUGGCCGCCGCCGAGCAGGUGUGGAAGGACGAGUUCAAAGACUUCGUCUGCAACACACAGCAGCCGGGCUGCGAGCAGGUGUGCUUCGACCGCUUCUUCCCCAUCUCUCAAGUGCGGUUAUGGGCCAUUCAGCUGAUCACGGUGUCCACCCCGUCGCUGCUGGUGGCUCUGCACGUGGCUUACAGGGAGCACAGAGAGAGCAAGUACAAGAGGAAGCUGUACCAGGACAAGGGCAGCCUCGACGGAGGACUGUUCUUCACCUACAUCACCAGUCUCAUCCUCAAGACGUCCUUCGAGGUGGCCACUCUGCUGGCUUUCUACUUCCUGUACAGCGGCUUCCACGUUCCCCGCUUGCUCCGGUGUGACGAGAGCCCCUGUCCCAACACCGUGGACUGCUACAUCGCAAAAGCCACCGAGAAGAAAAUCUUCCUUUACAUCAUGGGCUGUACGUCUAUACUGUGCAUUGUUCUGAAUGUGUUGGAGAUGAUGUAUAUCAUAUGGAAGCAGUGCUGGAAGUGCUUCAGUAAGAGCUACGCUCCUGUGCAUGAGAGACGGCCUCCGUCCAUGCUCACUCUCGGCUCACCGCCGCCGCUAGACACGUCUAAAGAGGAAGGACUUCAUUCUUCACCGGCUGGAAGGGAAAGCCCAAAGCUCGCUGCUGCGUGAACGCUUGGGAUAUUUCCAUGUGUGCUACACAGUUCUUCUCCACUGAUGUCACAGACAGCAAGGCAUCACAAGAACAAACUACAGUCACGUAGAGCUAUGUUAACAGAGCACACAGCUGUAGGAACUUUCCAAGAGGAAGAGCAAACACUUCUCAUAUCUUUUGUUAUACUGUACUCAAAUUAGAUGUCAACAUGCCCUGAUCCUCACAAACCAUCAACAAAACUGCACUAUAUAGCAACACAUGACCCAGAUGACAUUAAAUACAGGUUCAUUUGAAAUGAGGGUAAGUUUGUCAAACACAGUAUGUUUAAGAAACUGUUGACUUUUACUAUUUUUAUCAAACCUGUCUGUUUCAUUUCAUUAUUAAGAGAGUCAUGUUGAUCAUUUUGCAUAUAUUUUUUUUCAUGGUAAUGUUAAUAUUUUUAUUUAAUAAAUAAGUGUGGUACUGUCCAAUUACAAAACCAGAUUAGGACCAUUCGGUUAAAUCGUAUAGACCCACUUCAUUUUAUUAACUUUCUAUGUACUUCUAAAUUAAUCAUUUGAUACAAUGCACUUAUUGUGUACUUGCAUUGACCCUUAAUCCUAACCGUACCUAAUCAUGCCCCUAACUUAAACCGUAUUACACUUCAAUAAAGGGUUUUGCAAUUCAACAGGAACAUAAGUACACUUUACCAAACCAUUCAUUAUUUUUUAUCUAAGUACAUAAUAGUUGGUCAAAGACACCUAAUAUAAAGUGGAACCAACUGUAUUUAUGUGGACUGUUUCUUUUACAUGUCUAAAAUAAAUAACCUUGUCAUAUAUCCAAGGUGGAUCAGUGUGUUAUUAAAAAUUAAGUGGCUUGAGAACAGAAAGAAAAACUAAAUGACUACAUCUUUAAAAGCAUUUACCACUAUGUCCUGACAUAUUCAGUCAAUGUCAACAAAUAAUCAACCAUUUUUGUUUCCAUGUACAGUCAUGCCCACAAAUAUUGGCACCCUUGGCAA